This is a messenger RNA of Alternaria rosae, 2591 nucleotides long. RefSeq lists its product as uncharacterized. Gene Ontology annotation, biological process: regulation of DNA-templated transcription; DNA-templated transcription. Bases 63 to 2243 code for a protein of 726 amino acids. The record is from RefSeq and is a predicted model, not a curated record. Gene Ontology annotation, molecular function: zinc ion binding; DNA-binding transcription factor activity, RNA polymerase II-specific; DNA binding. NCBI's taxonomy places the organism in Eukaryota, Fungi, Ascomycota, Dothideomycetes, Pleosporales, Pleosporaceae. The transcript has 3 exons.
CUCCACCAGCGCGACUAUCCGGCCCAGACAGACCUUUGACGACUUUCCCCCGAGCUUCGACCAUGGACGAGCUUAAGGACCAGCACAACUCCAACGCGCCAAAUGGAUUUAUGCAGGACACGCCGCCAAGAGCCGAUGUCGAUGAGAUCCUGAGACGGAAGCGGAAGGCGCGAGAGUACAAGGCCUGCUAUCCGUGUCGACAGCGCAAGGUCAAGUGCGACCAGAACGUGCCCUGCAAGACAUGCGUCGUCCGCGAACACCCCGAACUAUGUACCUACCACCCGCCCAGCGAGUCGCACCCGCCCGCGAAACGAAUCAACCUCGGACUUGGCCAGAACAACGGCCAUGACUUCUCCAACGGCCUGGUCCACAUACAUGGCGGCACGGUCACGCUGCCUCGAGAGGACUGGGAACGCAUCUGCGGGAAGCUGCAACAAGCUGAGAAGUCGCUCAGUGACUUGAAGAAUGCUGUCGGCAGCGUUGCAGAGAUACCACCACCCAUGAAUGGCUUCUCUCCUGCUGAUGGAUCUGGAAACACUCCUUUGGCCGCAGCAGCGCCCAUGGACGGCGAGCAGAGCCACGUCAGAACCCAAGGAAUACACACGCGCAACGACAUCACCGGCCAAACGAUACACAUCGGGCCCAGCUCAGUACCAGCACUCGUCAUGGCAUUAGGGAGAGGAGAUACACAAUGGGCGCCGGGUGUGCAGGAUCUCUUGGGCAAGAAGAGCAUGCUGCCGAUAUUUGGCCUGGACAACGAAAGCGCUACAUACCCCUUCGUCGAUCUUUGGGGGCUACCACACGGAUCGAUAGCGCGCGCCCAUGAGCUUGCCAACGCAUUGCCGAGCGACUCUGAAUGCCUGAGUUUUUUCCGCAGCUAUCGCGAAACCGCGCACGCCGUAUACCCCGCCGUUGCCGACAUCGAGGCCAUCGAAUCUGAUCUUCUACUCUUCCUGAUAAACCGCGCAAGCUCACAGGGUACCAACGGCAUCACAGACCAGCAAAUAUAUGGCAAAGAUUUUCAUUGGAUAGGCAUGGUCUUUGCCAUACUAGCUUCAGGAUGUCAAUGCUCGAGCCUGUCACGAAAAGAGAGGGAGUUGACAUCCCAGGUCUACGUCUGCUGCAGCUUCGAAUGCCUCCGUUUCACCAAUUUUCUAUCGCACGCCACCAUCGAGAACAUACAGACACUUCUUAUCCUUGGAAAUGUCAUAUCAAACAACAUGAACGCCGGAGUUGCUUGGAGUCUGAUGGGAUUAACAGUCCGCCUCUCGCAGACGCUAGGGCUACACCGACAGUGUCCUCCGUCAACGCCAGUGCAGCAAAGGGUUAUCCGGAGUAAGACAUGGUGGGCGCUUCUUUGGCAGGACUCGCUGCUGUCUGUCUCCUAUGACAGAGCGUCGUCGACCACUACUAUUGACCAUACUGUACCCAUGAGCCAGCACACAGCGCCGGGGACGAGAACAUAUGUCGAGAGUAUGUACCGACUGUGCAAAGUGGGUCUUGACAUCGUCCGUGAGCGCCAACGGCCACAGAACUCGCAUGAUGCCCUGAUACGAAUAACUGAACACCGCAACGAACUCCAGGAGAUUAUGAUAGAUGCUGCAGACUAUCUCAAAGACUCGAGAAGAUGUAGGUCCAUGCGCGAUCAGCUCGAGCAUUGGGCGCUAUAUCUGCACAUAUCGUACGUCACGUCUGAGCUCUGUCGACCAGCCAUCAGCCCCGCCACCGUCAAUCUCGAUCUUUCCAAGACGCUGCGCAAGACAUGCAUCGACAGCCUCACCAACACGGUCGAAGCAUUCCUCGGUCUGCAAAAUAUGACACCGUUUGCUACCCGUUCCUGGUCCGCUGUGCAUCGCUCCCUGAGCUCUGCCUUACUGCUGGGUAUCCUUGGCGAACACAACCGCAACGAACGGGCGCGCAGUCUGUUGCAGAACGUAAUUCAAGUCCUCACAGAUGUCACAAAAGAUGUUGAUCCUGCCGAGCUCGCCACGCCCAUCACGCGAUCCGUCUCAGCACUCGAGCGGCUGCUGAGAAUUACCACGACGCACAACCGCAAGGCAAGUGAAGCAGGCUCACAGGCGUCCCCCACGAUGCACGUCUUCACUGCACAGGAUAUCAACAAUGCCCUCAAUGGCGAUGCUGAGAAUAUGUUCUCGCAGUCGCCACUGCUCGGUUUGGAUCUCGACUCCUCACCGUAUGCGCUUAUGGAGAGCAUCGUGUGGGGUGCGCAGAAAUCACCAUGAGAAGACGAGGAGUGUAGAGAUUAGUCGAAAAGUGAAACAAAAGUCAUGAUACCCAGAUGUGAGAGCGACAUGUAGCGCUGUCGAAUAAAAAAGUCGAAGCAACAAACAGGUUGCCAUCAUUGCUUGGACACCGAGCAGUUUGGCUGCCUUCCAACCUGGUGCAUAAUUGCGCAGAAAGAGAGAAUCUAAUGCCGUCAGAAGGGGAGAGGCGAUUUCAGUAAGCCAUAGGCAUGUGAGAACAAGUUUCGUAUCGCGAGUGAUAGUUUGGACUGCAGUCUAGUGGCCACUAGUUAAUAAGUUCGAACCGAAUGACUUGAAUGCAAUGCCCGGAGAGGUGCCCUACUCGUA